Colletotrichum acutatum is the source of this 417-nucleotide messenger RNA. RefSeq lists its product as uncharacterized. The transcript has a single exon. Bases 1 to 417 code for a protein of 138 amino acids. Lineage: Eukaryota; Fungi; Ascomycota; Sordariomycetes; Glomerellales; Glomerellaceae. The record is from RefSeq and is a predicted model, not a curated record.
AUGGGUGGUAAGGGUGGUAUGGUACCUUACUUUCGUGCCUCCUUUCUGGGUCACACUAUCGGGCAUGCAUCUGGCGUCCCCACUGCAGGAGAGAUGCGACUGUUGGUUCUUGCAUCUUGGGUGCUUGGCCACGCCGUUGUUGUGUUACCUGUAACUUCUUGUAACUCAGCUCAAUCGCAACCUGAUGCAGCCAGCACCACCCCCUUCCCUUCCAUUCCCUUCUCUCCCAGCGCCGUGCUGUUGCAUCAUCUUUCCUCCUUUGCAGUCAUGUGCCCGCCCGCCCACGCCUCACAACGUAUCCACAUUUCCGGCUACAAAUGCAGACACAAGAGCGACGUGGACGACAUAACCAGGGCUAUCCCUCUGGAUUGGACAACAUGGCAUAGCUCAAGAGGACUCUUCCCCGUCUUCACCUAG